AUGAAUAUAUUAGCUUGGAAUUGUAGAGGGGUUUCCUCCAAAGGAUUUCCCAUUAUGAUUAGAGACUUAACUUAUCGUUAUAAUUUAAAAUUAUGCAUCCUUCUUGAAACCCAUGUCUCAGGAACCAAAGUUGAGGGGAUCAUUCGCAAAUUAGGCUUUGACUCUUGGUGCAUUAGUGAUGCAGAGGGCUUCUCGGGAGGGAUUUGGUGUCUUUGGAAUGGAAAAGAUUGGCAGGUGGAGCCUGUUAAUGUCCAAAGACAGUUAAUUCACCUAAAGAUUAAAGAUAAUGAUAACCGGUCUUGGUAUUUCACGUGUAUCUAUGGCAGCCCCCAACCGGGAACGCGAAGUACCUUGUGGAGGGAGCUAGAAAGUAUAGCAGCAACUAAUCAAGGGCCUUGGUGUCUUGGUGGAGACUUUAAUUCUAUCAUUUCUCUUGAGGAAACUGGGGGCAAUCGUAACUUAUCUCAAGACUCAAACAGAUUUCAAGAAUGCAUGCUUAACUGCGGUCUAAAUGAUCUAGGCUUUUCUGGUCCGCCGUUCACUUGGCAAAGAAAUCAAAUUAAACCCAGGCUUGAUAGAUUUUUAUGUAAUUUGGAGUUCAAUGUUUUAUUUCCAUCCGUUGGAGUGAAACAUCUACCUAAAUUGAAGUCUGACCAUCUACCUAUUCUCCUAGAUUUUGACACCUUUGCGGUAAACGGGAGAGAGAGACCUUUCAAACUGCUCGCGUCCUGGCUACUCCAUGAGGGCUACAAUAAUUUGGUGAGAAGUAACUGGUACAAACAAGGUGAUCUCAUCAACAACAUUCACCAUUUCACGGAGAAAGCCAAAGAAUGGAACAAAGAGGUAUUUGGGCAGAUCUUUAGAAAAAAGAAAAGAAUUCUUCUCAGGCUUGAAGGCAUCAACCAAAACCUUUCUUUUAAUAACAAUCCUUUUUUGGAAAAACUACAAAGGGACCUUUGGAGGGAAUAUGAAAUGAUUGUGGUACAAGAGGAAAGCUAUUGGAUGCAAAUGGCUAAAUGUAAAAUCAUCAAUUUAGGGGACAAAAACUCUAAAUACUUCCACCAGAAAGCUAACGGAAGGAGACGAAGGAACCACGUUAAUGCUCUAAAAAACAGCGAGGAUGAAUGGAUUGAUAACGUGGAUGAACUGAAGGAGAUCGGAGUAUCCUUUUUCAAAUCUUUAUAUGCUCCUAAUAACUACAAUUUAUUUUUACCUGAUUUUCCUAUCACAGGUAAGUUUCCUAGGCUGAUUGAGGCUGACUUAAACCAUUUGAGCAGAAAUAUUACCCAUGAGGAAGUUAAACAUGCUGUGUUCAAUAUGGGAAGCUGGAAGGCGCCUGGAAGCGAUGGACUGCCAGCAAAAUUUUUCCAGCAUUCCUAG
Molecule: messenger RNA, 1380 nt
Organism: Arachis duranensis
Lineage: Eukaryota; Viridiplantae; Streptophyta; Magnoliopsida; Fabales; Fabaceae
Exons: 1
Coding region: 1-1380 (459 amino acids)
Molecular function (GO): catalytic activity
Source: RefSeq, a predicted model, not a curated record